Molecule: messenger RNA, 360 nt
Organism: Rotaria sp. Silwood1
Lineage: Eukaryota; Metazoa; Rotifera; Eurotatoria; Philodinida; Philodinidae
Source: the annotation of a GenBank genome assembly
AUGGCGAAAGCAAUCUUUCAACGACGAUUGGUACACAGUCGAAAAAGUGAUUGUGACAAUGCUGAUUAUCUGAGAGUUAUUGGAGCUGGAUUAGGACGUACAGGUACAUCAUCACUCAAAGCUGCGCUUGAAUUACUUGGCUUCGGUCCUUGUCAUCAUAUGUCCGAACUAUUCGACAAGCCUGAUCGUAGUUUACAAUUUAUUCGAGCAUUCGAUGGAGACAAAGUCGAUUUUCAUGAGUUAAUGAAAGGAUAUGGAUCAACAGUUGAUUCUCCGACAUCGGAUUUUUAUAAAGAAAUUCAUAAGGCUUAUCCGAAAGCAAAAAUUGUGCUCACUCUACGAGAUAGUGACGAAAAAUAG